This is a messenger RNA of Beta vulgaris subsp. vulgaris (sugar beet), 3742 nucleotides long. RefSeq names its product probable copper-transporting ATPase HMA5. Gene Ontology annotation, cellular component: membrane. NCBI's taxonomy places the organism in Eukaryota, Viridiplantae, Streptophyta, Magnoliopsida, Caryophyllales, Amaranthaceae. Bases 226 to 3225 code for a protein of 999 amino acids. The transcript has 6 exons. The record is from RefSeq and is a predicted model, not a curated record. Gene Ontology annotation, molecular function: copper ion binding; ATP hydrolysis activity; ATP binding. Gene Ontology annotation, biological process: monoatomic cation transport.
AAUUCUAAUCUUUACAUUAGGUACCAAAUCCAUUAUAAGUUUGACUUACUAUUUACACUAACUAAUUUCAUUUACUAACUCCAUAGAUUCCCGGCUAAAAAUGUUCAAAAGUUCUAACACUUUAUAUCAAUAAAAACAAGAAAAAAAACUUACCUUACAUUCUACAUUUUCAUGUUAGCCUUAAGCAAAGCAACAGCAAAAUACUAAAUAGCCAGAAAGUUUGCAAUGGCCCAGAAACAAGAUGAUGUAGGUGAAGGGAGAAAAUCCAUGGCAGCAGAAAAACUGUUGAGGUUAGUGUGCAUAUGUAAUAGUAGCAGAAGUGAUUUGUCACAGAGAGCUCACUACCCUUCAAUGCUCAAAUAUCCGAAAGGAGUCUCGAUGUCGAAAACAGAUAAAAUGGAAGAAUCAAAAGCUUUGUUUAGUGUGAUGGGAAUGACUUGUUCUGCUUGUGCUGCUUCUGUUGAGAAAGCUAUCAAGCGACUUCCGGGUAUUCAAGAGGCCAUUGUUGAUGUUUUGAAUAACAGGGCACAAGUCAUUUUUUAUCCCUCUUUUGCCAAUGUGGAACUAAUACUCGAAACCAUAGUUGAUGCUGGCUUCGAAGCUACAUUGAUUGAUGAUGAUAUUAGUAACGGAAGCAAUCAAGUAUGCCGGGUACAGAUAAGGGGAAUGACUUGCACAACUUGUGCAAAUGCAGUUGAAGCUAGUCUCCUAGGAGUUCAUGGUGUUAAAAAGGCACAAGUUGCUUUAGCAACUGAAGAAGCAGAGAUUCAUUAUGAUCCAAAGGUGGUGACUUACAACGAGCUACUUGAAGCUGUAGAAGAUACGGGGUUCGAAGCUGUACUUAUCAGUACAGGAGAAGAUAGAUGCAAAGUACAACUGAAAGUUGACGGCGUAAGAACUGAUCAUUCUUGGAGAAUGAUUGAAAGCUCACUUGAAGCACUUCCUGGUGUCGAAACCAUAAACACGGAUGCGAAGCUUGAGAAAGUAUCGGUUUCCUACAAGUCUGAUAUCACAGGACCAAGAAGCAUUAUUGAAGUGAUCGAAUCAAUAGGACCUGGGCAUAUCAAGGCUAAGAUAUAUCCUGAAGAACAAGGAAAGAAUUCCCAUAAACAAGAAGAAAUCAAGCAAUAUUAUCAAUCAUUGUUGUGGAGUUUAAUCUUUAUGAUUCCUGUAUUUCUGACAUCUAUGGUUUUCAUGUAUAUCCCGGGUGUCAGUCAUGUAUUACACACCAAAGUUGUGAAGAUGCUGACAGUUGGUGAGAUUAUAAGGUGGGUUUUAGCAACUCCUGUACAGUUCAUUAUUGGUAGGAGAUUUUAUGUUGGAUCAUACAAUGCAUUAAGGCACGGUUCUGCUAAUAUGGAUGUUUUGAUUGCUUUGGGAACAAACGCAGCUUACUUCUACUCAGUCUACACUGUACUUAGAGCUGCUACAUCUGACACAUUCGAAGGAACGGAUUUCUUUGAGACUAGUUCUAUGCUUAUUACAUUUGUACUUCUAGGGAAGUAUCUAGAAGUUUUGGCGAAGGGGAAGACAUCAGCAGCAAUUGCCAAGCUUAUGAACUUGGCCCCUGAGACAGCAACAUUGUUGACCCUUGAUACAGAUGGAAAUGUCAUAAAUGAAAAAGAUAUAGAUAGUAGAUUGAUACAAAAGAAUGAUGUACUUAAAAUCAUUCCAGGGUCAAAAGUAGCCUGUGACGGUUAUGUAGUUUGGGGACAAAGCUAUGUCAAUGAAAGCAUGAUAACAGGAGAAUCUCGGCCAGUACCCAAGAGGAAGGGCGAUAUGGUCAUAGGAGGGACAGUUAAUCAGAACGGGGCAUUGCAUAUUAAGGCAACACGAGUUGGAUCAGAAAGCGCACUUUCUCAAAUAGUACGUCUGGUUGAAUCAGCACAGAUGAACAAAGCGCCUGUGCAAAAGCUUGCUGAUCGUAUUUCCAGAUUUUUUGUGCCUUUGGUUAUCCUUUGUGCAGUUUCAACUUGGCUUGCAUGGUACCUAGCUGGAAAAUUUCACAGUUACCCUGAAUCUUGGAUACCUCCAUCCAUGGACAGCUUUGAGCUUGCAUUACAGUUCGGCAUCUCUGUCAUGGUCAUAGCCUGCCCUUGUGCUCUAGGUUUGGCAACACCAACUGCGGUUAUGGUUGGUACAGGAAUUGGGGCAUCUCAAGGUGUCCUAAUCAAAGGAGGCCAAGCUCUUGAAACUGCUCACAAGGUGAAUUGCAUUGUGUUUGAUAAGACUGGGACUCUUACAGAGGGCAAGCCGGUAGUUGUGAGCACGCGACUUCUGACACAAAUGGCGCUCCGAGACUUCUAUGAACUAGUUGCUGCUGUUGAGGUUAACAGUGAGCACCCAUUAGCAAAGGCCAUCGUUGAGUAUGCCAAGAAGUUUAAAGAAGAUAAAGAAAACCAAACCUGGGAAGAAGCAAGUGAGUUUAUCGCCAUUAGUGGUCAUGGUGUGAAGGCCAUCGUCAGUAACACGGAAAUUCUUAUCGGAAAUAAGAGCUUGAUGUUAGACCAAGGAAUCACCAUCCCUUCUCAGGCAGAGGAAUUACUUUCUGAUGCUGAAUGUAUGGCUCAGACAGGUAUACUAGUAUCCAUUAGUCGUGAAGUUAAAGGAAUUAUAGCAAUUUCUGAUCCUCUGAAGCCAAGUGCACCUGAAGUCAUAUCUAUUCUGAAGUCCAUGAAUGUUGAGAGCAUCAUGGUAACGGGUGACAACAAGGGAACCGCCAACUCCAUUGCUGAACAAGUCGGAAUAGAUAAUGUCAUUGCUGAAGCCAAACCCGAGCAGAAAGCAGAGAAAGUGAAGAAAUUACAGGCAGAAGGUUACAUAGUGGCAAUGGUAGGAGAUGGUAUAAAUGAUUCACCUGCAUUGGUCGCCGCUGAUGUUGGAAUGGCAAUCGGUGCAGGAACAGACAUUGCCAUUGAAGCAGCAGAUAUAGUUCUCAUGAGGAGCAACUUAGAGGACGUUAUAACUGCCAUCGACCUCUCAAGAAAAACUUUCUCUAGGAUACGCUUGAAUUAUAUAUGGGCUUUGGGUUACAAUGUGCUCGGAAUCCCGAUCGCAGCUGGCAUUUUGUUCCCUUCACUUAGGUUUCGAUUACCACCAUGGAUUGCAGGAGCUGCAAUGGCUGCAUCAUCCGUCAGUGUUGUUUGUUGGUCCCUCUUGUUGAAGAAUUACAGAAGACCAAAGAUACUGGACACCCUUGAAGUUAAGGAAAUAAGGGUUGAAUGAAAAUGUGUCCUUUCAUGGUAUGAUGAUGGUUUACAUUGAAUACAAUUAACCUCCAACUUCUAGUUGUGAAUAUAUAGCAGGUAAAGAAAAAGCAAUAAGUUGGUUGAAUUUGUACUUAGCUAGUUAGGCUUCAUUGGUUGGAUAGAAUACAUUUUCAACGGGAAAUAGGAAAAACGUAUUUCCAAAGGGAAAUGCAAUUGUCAGUUAGUUUUCCUUUGUUUGGUUUCUUACAAAAAAAAGUCUAAAACCAAAAGAAAAAGGAAAAUGGAGGUGCGAGGAUGGAUCCGAGUUAGGGAGGAUAUCGUGGUAUUCCCUCCACUGGAAAGGAAAACGAUUUCCAUCAUUGAGUGGACUAUUUUCCCCCCUUUUCUAACCAAAUAAAGGAGAACAGGAAAAUGAUUUCAUAAAAAUGUUUUCUUGCCAACCACUCUGUUGGGCUCCGUUUGGUAGGGCAUAAAAUAGUUUACUGAAAAACUAUUUUCCUCUAUUUUCAAUUUUACAUUGUUUGGUUAACAAA